Impatiens glandulifera is the source of this 1018-nucleotide messenger RNA. Its product is annotated as protein LEAD-SENSITIVE 1-like. The coding region runs from base 109 to 891 and encodes 260 amino acids. The transcript is spliced from 2 exons. Lineage: Eukaryota; Viridiplantae; Streptophyta; Magnoliopsida; Ericales; Balsaminaceae. The record is from RefSeq and is a predicted model, not a curated record.
UAACCGUUCGUCGGUCAUUUUCACGAACUAUCCAUUUUGGCUUAGGUGCUAAGGAAAAGCUAUCCGAGCCGUCUGAAAGAAGAUUGAGAAAACCGACGACGAAUCGGAAUGAGAAUGGAGAUGACCGGAGUAUUAUCGAACAAGAUCAGCAAGGAGGAUCUGAAGCCAGGAGAUCACAUCUAUUCGUGGAGACACGGUUAUGUUUAUACUCAUCACGGUGUAUACAUUGGGGAUGAGAAAGUGGUCCACUUCACGAGAGGAGGGUCUGGGCAGGAGAUAGGGACAGGAACAGUGCUGGAUCGUAUAAUUCUGAGUUCAUCCCCUACUCAUUGCUCAGAAAACCCUUGCCCUCGUUGUGGUGAGAACCAAUCAAAUGUCUCCGGCGUUUUAUGUUCCUGCAUCGAUUGUUUCCUCUCAGGCGGGGAUCUCUACCGCUUUCAGUAUUCAGUCUCGUACGCAGUCUUUCUAGCUAAAGCUCGUGGAGGAACUUGCACUUUAGCAGCGUCUGACCCACCUGAGGAUGUUCUUCACCGAGCAGAUUUCUUGCUGAAGAAUGGCUUUGGUGCAUACAAUCUGUUCAAGAAUAACUGCGAGGACUUUGCUAUAUACUGCAAGACAGGUUUGCUCAUCUUGAGUAGCCUGUCGGUGGGUCGGAGUGGGCAGGCGUGUUCCUUUAUAGCGGCUGCUACUUCCAUUGUGUCUUCACCACUCAGGUUCUUGACCACGAGUUUUUCAGGUUUGGCUGCUGUUGGAUGUGGCAUGUAUUGCAUUAGCCGCGUUGUUUCUGAUAUCGGUGUACGUCGCGAUGUGGUUAAGAUUCCGGUUGAGAGGCUUGCUUCUCCGUCUGGCUUGGAUGAGUUGCAAACUGAGGCCGCGGUUAAGGAUGAUUAGAAAUUAUUAUUAAUCAACUGGAAGGUGUGUUAUGGUGGCAUUUGUAAUAAUUAUUGCUUAAGUUGGAUUUCUACUUGAUAUUGGCUCUUCUGUCCUUGAAGCUAUGAAAUCAGCACUAUUGUUAUGA